Wyeomyia smithii (pitcher-plant mosquito) is the source of this 2255-nucleotide messenger RNA. RefSeq lists its product as uncharacterized. The transcript is spliced from 3 exons. Bases 210 to 1529 code for a protein of 439 amino acids. NCBI's taxonomy places the organism in Eukaryota, Metazoa, Arthropoda, Insecta, Diptera, Culicidae. The record is from RefSeq and is a predicted model, not a curated record.
UCGGAAAAAAGUGAAAAUUCUUGCUUAGAUUUUUAGUAGUAUUUAUUUGACUUUUCAACAAAAAGUCUGCAUAUAACUGUCGUGUGGGCUCCAGGAAUCAGAUUCCAGCGAAACUGAAGCAGUUUGAGUUGAUUCCAUAGUGUGCAGACGGCAAAAAGUUAGACGUUCUUUCAUGACCUAGUUCUGCAGAAUACGUUUCAUGAGGAAAUAUGGCCGAUUUUAAAGAAAAUUUCCCAUGCGAAGACCAUGACCAAAUUGUGUCCACCCAGACAAAGGCAAAUAGAACGGUGUGCAUAGUUCCUGGAUGCAAUCAACGCUAUGGUCGAGGUGCUUCAUUCCACACAUUCCCAAAGAAAAAAGAUAAAAAGAGAAUGAAUGCGUGGGUGGCGAAACUGCGAUUGAAGCUUGAGCCGACUUCGACGUCUAGAGUUUGCAGUUCUCAUUUCAGCAUUGAAAACUUUAUUAGUCCAACUUCGAAACGGUGCACCGAUCGAAUGAUAUUAAAAAGUACAGCUGUACCGGAUAUCAACCUUCCCCGUCCAGCUAUUGAUCCGAAAAAGGAUAAAGCUGCAAUGGAUCGUGCCGAACGAGCGGAUAGGCGACGUGAACGAAGUGACACUCAAGAAGGCAUUCGGAUGCCCAUCUGUAUGGUUACUGAGGAUAAAAACCUAGUGAACCAAGCACCUGUAUUAAUGGAAGCAGCUGUCCAGGUUGAUACUUUGAACUUAGAUAAACUUUUUGUCGGUCGUCGGAGAACAAUGUCUGUGCGGUUUAAACAUGACCGGGAGUUAAAUUCAUGGACUGGACUAGCAUCUCUCAGAAUGCUGAGUACCUUUGUUGAAAGCUUAAGCUCGUUGGCUACUUAUAAGAAGCGACCACAUUCUACUGUUUCUGUUGAAGAGGAAGUGCUGGUUGUACUUAUAAAAAUGAAAACGAAUCUGUCAUUUUCUUGCAUGAGCACCCUCUUCAAUUUGCAAUAUCAGACUAUUUCGUUAGUAUUUUACCGGACAGUUCCGCAGUUGAAGAUGAUCUGCACUGCUUUGAUACCAUGGCCAUCGCUGGAAAAUGUUAGACGUAAUAUGCCGCAUUAUUUUCGGCCAAAUUAUACCGAUGUUGUCGCAGUGCUCGAUUGCACUGAAAUGGCAGUAAAAAAACCAACCUGUCUCCACUGCAGAAUCAACGCAUAUUUGCAUUAUAAAGGACGCGAGACUGCAAAGUAUUUAAUUGCAGUUACCCCUGGUGGGACGAUUUCAUAUGUUAGUCGUGAAUACGGCGGAAAGGCUUCUGAUAAGCAGAUAGUUGCGGAGGAAAAAAUGCUUGAGAUGGUGAAUAUAGGAGAGGCAGUAAUGACCGACAAAGGUUUCAGCAUUGACGCUGAAUGUAAAGCCCUCGGGGUGAAGCUUGUGCGACCUCCGUUUUUGACGGCACCACAGUAUCAGUUGAGCACCACGGAUGCGUUUGAAAACGUAUCUAUAGCAGCGGCAAGAGUGCAUGUUGAAAGGGCCAUACAACGCAUUAAAAUUUUUUGAAAUAUUCAACAACAAAAUAGAUACACGUUUUCUUCCUGUAUUGGACGAUCUUGUUUACAUUGCUUGUGGAAUAGUGAACAUUUCGAAGCCAAUUUUGUCUAAUGUACGGUUUUAAAAAUGUUUAAAAUUGCUUUUAUUUCUAAUUAAUAAACAUGUACAUUCAUUAACCCUCAAAAGUAGCAGAAUAUAAGUACUUAAGAAAAACAUUAAAAUAAACUUCUUUCAGUACUGCCAUCAAUGAUCGAACGUAUUCCGCGUCAAAUUUGAUUUCUUGGACGUAACACUUAUCUUUAUAUGCUGAAUAAAUUAUAAAAUCUGCUGAUUUACAUUUUAAAAUGAAUAUAUUUAGCUGGACUUGAGCGUAGUACGCAUGACUUUUCCUUAAAGAUGAGAGCUUCGUGAGAUAGGGAAGCUCGCCAAUGAAAUCGUUCAAACAUUUAUGUUUACCGGCUUCCGGACAUUUGAUUUCGAUCACUUUUUCUUCAUCGACAAUGAUUCCAUCUGGAGAACACCCCAACCAUGGUAUAUGAGGAGGUAUAACAAAACCACAUCUCAGAACGUCUUUUCCGAAAUCUCGCUCAUAUGCUGCUACUGCUUGCUUUUCACAUCGGAGACCAUGUUCAAUUGCAGGUGUUGAAACAUGUCUAGGUAUCACCAUACUCAUUAUUUUCCUUUUCCAAUCCUUGACUUUUUCGGGUUGAGUUUUAUAAUAUGUAUACAAAAAAU